UUGAGUAGGACAUUUGCCAUCAGAGCUUUGCUCCAGGAGCAAGCAUUCCAGUCUGGAUACCAUGUCUGUGCGCUUUUCUUCCGCAUCCAGAUGCCUUGGCUCUUGCGGGGCAGCCGGCUCUGUGCGGCUCUCUAGUGGGGGAGCAGGCUUUGGGGCUGGAAACACAGGCCAUCUGCCAGGCAUUGGAAGCGGCUUCUCUUGCGCCUUUGGGGGCAGCUCAUCUGCAGGUGGCUAUGGCGGGGGGUUGGGCGGGGGAAGCGCUUCCUGUGCUGCCUUCACUGGGAGUGAACAUGGCCUCCUAUCUGGCAAUGAGAAGGUGACUAUGCAGAACCUCAACGACCGCUUGGCCUCCUACCUGGAGAAUGUGCGUGCUCUGGAGGAGGCCAAUGCUGACCUGGAGCAGAAGAUCAAGGGCUGGUAUGAGAAAUUUGGGCCUGGCUCUUGCCGUGGUCUUGAUCAUGACUACAGCAGAUAUUUUCCAAUAAUUGACGACCUUAGGAACCAGAUAAUUUCUGCAACUACAAGUAAUGCCAAUGUCAUCCUGCAAAAUGAUAAUGCAAGACUAACGGCUGAUGACUUCAGACUGAAGUUUGAAAAUGAACAAGCCCUUCACCAGAGCGUUGACGCGGACGUCAGCAGUUUGCGCAGAGUCCUCGACGAGCUGACUCUGUGCAGAACCGACCUAGAGAUCCAGCUGGAAACGCUGAGCGAGGAGCUGGCUUACCUCAAAAAGAAUCACGAGGAGGAAAUGAAGGCCCUGCAGUGUGCAGCUGGCGGUAACGUGAACGUGGAGAUGAACGCGGCGCCCGGCGUGGACCUCACGCUUCUGCUGAACAACAUGCGGGCCGAGUACGAAGCGCUCGCCGAGCAGAACCGCAGGGACGCGGAGGCCUGGUUCAACGAGAAGAGCGCCUCGCUGCAGCAGCAGAUUUCUGACGAUGCUGGUGCCACCAGCUCAGCUCGGAAUGAACUUACUGAGAUGAAACGCACUCUUCAAACCCUGGAGAUUGAACUUCAGUCCCUCUUAGCAACGAAACACUCCCUGGAGUGCUCCUUGACAGAAACCGAAGGCAACUACUGUGCUCAGCUCGCCCAGAUCCAGGUUCAGAUCGGGGCCCUGGAGGAGCAGCUGCACCAGGUCAGAACCGAGACAGAGGGCCAGAAGCUGGAGUACGAGCAGCUCCUGGACAUCAAGGUCCACCUGGAAAAAGAAAUUGAGACCUACUGCCGCCUGAUAGAUGGAGAGGAUGGCUCUUGUGUCAAAUCAAAAGGCUACGGAGGACCAGGAAAUCAGAUAAAAGAUUCAUCUAAAACCACCGUGGUUAAAACAAUUGUUGAGGAAAUAGAUCCUCGUGGCAAAGUUCUUUCCUCCAGAGUUCACACAAUGGAAGAGAAAUCUACCAAGGUCAACAACAUGAAGAGUGAGCAGAGGGUGCCCUCCUGAACCCCGAAAGAAUGGCCCCUAAAUUCAAAUAUCAAAUUGAAGCUAGGUUCCUAAAUAAGGGCCUUCUUACUUUUCUGCCUUUCUUCCAGUGAAUUAAGAUGAACUAUUUUUAGAAUAGUAACAUUUCUUUGGCUCUCUCUAUGGUGGUGUUUCAAUAAAAUUUCUUCCUGUUGCAAGUCA
Messenger RNA from Equus quagga, 1624 nucleotides. RefSeq names its product keratin, type I cytoskeletal 27. The transcript is spliced from 8 exons. Gene Ontology annotation, biological process: intermediate filament organization; hair follicle morphogenesis. Lineage: Eukaryota; Metazoa; Chordata; Mammalia; Perissodactyla; Equidae. Gene Ontology annotation, molecular function: structural molecule activity. The record is from RefSeq and is a predicted model, not a curated record. The coding region runs from base 62 to 1444 and encodes 460 amino acids.